This is a messenger RNA of Xenia sp. Carnegie-2017, 706 nucleotides long. RefSeq lists its product as uncharacterized. The record is from RefSeq and is a predicted model, not a curated record. Lineage: Eukaryota; Metazoa; Cnidaria; Anthozoa; Malacalcyonacea; Xeniidae. The transcript is spliced from 3 exons. Bases 62 to 532 code for a protein of 156 amino acids.
GUGAUGAGUCCAGCAACGACGCCAUACUACACGAAGCAUUUGGACCGCGCUAUCUAAGAUCAUGGAAGGAAAGGUCGCAAACAUUUUCAUGAAAGUUUUGAUCCUUUUGGUAUCAUGUAGCGAGCUUUUAUCAGGCUGGAAACAGGACAGCACAUCUUUGUUAAGAAGAACUGAAAGAAGCAAGUGCACUAAAAACGUCAGAAGCAGCAGUAAUUCCAGCUUUGUCGACAACCUUUUCCCAAAAAGCUAUGCCCCCUACAAACUCCAAUGUCAUUCAGCUUGUCAUGAAGUAAAGGCACAAUUCCAAUAUGCUGUGAUAAAAGUUGAAACCGUAGUCGUCGGCUGUCGUAAAACGCCGUUCCCAUCAAACGCAGAAAGAGUCUAUAACAUAGGCCAGGGUUACAAAUGGCAAUGCAAGAAAGGCUACAAUCCUGCCAUGGUUUACACGACCUACCUGGAGUAUGAAAGCCAUGACAAACUGGUUUAUAGAAAGGGCAAAGGCGUGUUAAUUGACUGCAUAAAGGCAAAUUAAUACAACAAUUUCAGUUUGUCGAGUGUCCUUCGACAAAUACAGUAAUUACAUAAAUGUAAUCAUUUCACAGUGUAGAGGUGUACUUAAGUAUAUUAGCGUAUGUUAAGCUCGUGUGUUCUUGCAUUGGAAGCCCAAUUUUAUAGCCAUACUGAAAUAAAUUAUUCUCUGUCAAAA